Messenger RNA from Dalotia coriaria, 7839 nucleotides. RefSeq names its product methylcytosine dioxygenase TET. Gene Ontology annotation, molecular function: DNA 5-methylcytosine dioxygenase activity; zinc ion binding; DNA binding. The coding region runs from base 552 to 5582 and encodes 1676 amino acids. Gene Ontology annotation, biological process: positive regulation of transcription by RNA polymerase II. Gene Ontology annotation, cellular component: nucleus. Lineage: Eukaryota; Metazoa; Arthropoda; Insecta; Coleoptera; Staphylinidae. The transcript has 8 exons. The record is from RefSeq and is a predicted model, not a curated record.
AGCUGCAAAGAAUUGGUGCGAGUACGAAUGGUCGGGCAUCGUGCGUACGAGCGCGUCAGUCGUCCUUUGAGCCGAAGCGUGCGUGUUUUGGAGAGUGCUGUGCGUGUGCGUGGCUUUUCGGUGUUGUGUUUUUCCCUCGGAGAACAGGAACUAUAUUAUAAUUCGUGCAACUAGAAAGCAUUUUUCAAAACUCCACACAACAAACUCACAUGAUAUUUUUCUAUUCAAACUUAGCUUACAAUAAACAAAACUACCUACAACCAAAAAAAAAAAGAUAAAAAUAAAAACGACGCCAAUUACAAUAUUUUUAUACUACGUACAAAGUACAAAUAUCUGUCAGAGUACAAACAAGGCUGAAAUAAUCUUCCUCAACGUAAUAUUUAGUCAAAAGAAAAAAGAAGCAGUCACACAACAGAUCUCAGCGAUUUAAAUCAGGACAUCGUAUUUUUAUGCAAGUCACGAGCAUAAUGACAAUAAGUUAUAAGCAGUUUUAAGCGAUUUUUUUGUAAUUGCGACGAAGAAAACAAUUGCAAUGAACGUGCGAUGACAGAAUGAGCGAUACCCUCAGCCGGGACCCGGAGACGCAGAGCUCUGGGUACGCCCUGGCUCCUAGUUAUCCAGCGACAUCCACAUCGGACGCGUCUGCCGCCUCCCACCUGCCUCCAUUUUCCACAUUCGCCGUUGAAAUGGACGCCAGCACCGGCUUCAACUUCACCGAACGCGUCAUGGAGAUCCCACAUUGGGAUUACUACCAUGAAACACGUCUCCUAGACCGCAUAGAGAAUGGGAUCAUCGUGUCCCAAGCCCAGUACAGACCCUGGGAGUCCAAGGAUGCUGAUGCGUUCGCGGCGGCGCAGAACAGCAUCUCGAAAUUGCCAUCAUUUCAAUCACAGUUUCAUGCUUUUAAUGAUCCGGUCACUACGAGUGGUAGUGAUCAACCGACGCUGACGACGCUCACGCCCGUCUCGCCGAGCGUAUCUAGUCCAAAUUUAACAACGCUCGGUACAGUUGGUGCCAACUUUCAUACCCUCAACGCUAGGAAUUACCCGUUGGUACCAGCGCCGAUACAAGCACGUGAGAUACCUUCGAUUCAACAACAGUUCCUGGAUGAACGACAUAUUCAACUCUAUACUCAUCCAGCGCAGUUCCAACCACAAAACGGCACGAUUAUUCAGAAUAUCAGUGCUCCUACAGUGGUGCACGUGGUGAAAACAGAGCCGGAUCUACGUUUAACUCUACACCCCGAGCAGAAUUUGAAGCUGCAGAAUAUCACGCUGCAUCCGACGCAGUUUCAGAAUCCCAUGUCGACGAUUAUUGAUAAUUCCGGUGGGAUUUAUAAUGGGUUGGAUAAGAAGAUCAAUGGGAUCAAUGCGGGUUUAAUCAGUUCGCCGACAAGAAGUGAUUUUAGGAAGAAGGAGCGUAGGAAAAUCCGCGCGUCCAGUUUGGAGAGCUCGGCGGAGAGUGAUGGCGCCUCGAGUAAUAUGGAGAUUGGGAAUGAGAAUUCCGGGCAGGUGGCGGCGGUUUCCAGUACGGCUGGGUUUAAGCAUCAUUCGAUGAGUAUGAAUUCUAUGGAUAUGGAUGAUAUGAACGGUGGGAUGGCCGAUAAACAGGUGAAGAAGAAGCGGAAACGAUGCGGGGAAUGUAUUGGAUGUCAGCGCAAGGAUAACUGUGGUGAUUGUGCGCCAUGCCGGAAUGAUAAGAGUCAUCAGAUCUGCAAGCAGCGAAGGUGUGAGAAGCUCACCGAGAAGAAGAAUUUAUAUGGAGAUCCAGCGAUGAUGCGUGGUGAAGGUCGACGCGGACGUGGAAAGGGUCGAGGUGGCGGGAGUUAUCGCGGCCGGAAGGCGGCUGCCGCUGCAGCGGCCAUUUCGAAUCAACCCGGCGGUGAUCAAGCGCCGCCCGCGCCUGUUUCGCGACCCAGUCCGCAACCCGCCGUGCACAUGAUCAAGCAGGAGCCGGUGCACAUGAUUAAACAGGAGCCUGUACACAUGAUUAAGCAGGAACCCGUCCAACAACAACAACAACAACAAACAAUGACCCCGGUGCCCUUCUAUACCGACCCCAACAGGUUCAGCACGCCUGUAUGGCAAACAGACCCAACUCUAGCACCUCAAGAAGUCGUCCCCAACUGGCCGCAGGGUCAAUUCAUUCAGCAAAUUGCACCCGCUCAACCGCAAACCACCCUCGACGCCUACCCACCGCAACAGUAUCCCAACGGUUUAUAUCAGGCGACUUAUCAGCAGCCGACAUUUGAGUCGAAUACAUUCUACACUGGCGCCGUGCAGGUUUUAAGCACAAGACCGCCGAGUGUUCCCAGCACACAGUUGACACCACGUACGAAUGGCAGCUACACGCCGAGUCCUAGUCCUGUCACUCAGAAUCAGCAACCACAAGCGCAGCAAGCACAACAACCUCAGGCAGCUCAGCAACCCACAACACAGAAUAAUGGCCAACGGACUAAUAUGACUUAUGAAUACAUGCAGAAUUACGCACCGCCUGCAACGCCACCUGUUGACAAUCAACAACAACAACAGAUAUCCAGACCCAGUUCGGUUAAUGGUAAUAAUAAUGCCCCAACGCCAAAUCAAACUUAUCAAACGGGUAACACUUUCACAUCCGUUUCGAGUACUAGUUUCUCACCCAGUUCGAAUACUGCUCCGCAUUAUGUCAACGCGAAUUCGGGAAACGAGCAACCUGGUUAUCCGCAAGUGAACAGCAACCCGCCGCUAAUUUCACACAACUCUAGUGGGUAUCCAGGUCAAUUCGGCGGUAGCAACAAUCAAACCACCUCCGACCAUCAGCAGGUCCAGUGGGUGAAUAAUGACAAUGCGCACAUGAUGUGGCAGCAAUCCCCCGCUCAACCAGCGCAUGCUGUGAAUCAGCAACAGGCGCAGCAGGACCAAAUGAACGAAAGUGCCAAACAAUCCGAUAAUAACACGCCCAAUCAGUAUGAGAACGAGAACAAUCAUCACGAUCCCGGCGAUCAGUUCAAUCAAGCGCACCGGGUGAAUUUAAACUCGCGUAUCAAGACGAUGAUCUUGAAUAAACAGGCGGAUAACAAUAAGAAGAUGGAGGAUGUGCAGAAGGACGAGCACAGCAAGCAGACCGGUCAUUUUUUAUGGUAUAGCCACCAUCGUCGCUCAGAUGAUAUAGAAAGCGACGGUGGUGGCUUUCCGUCGAUUAUUCGACAACUCAAUCAUGACAAAUUUUAUAACUACAAUCCGAAUCAUUUUAAUUACUUUCCAUCGAUAAUGCCGGCUCAGAAUGAAACAGCGACAAGUGAAGCGGUGUUGGACGUGGCGAAAACUGAAACUGAAGCGGAACAGAGUUCGGUGGGUUGCCUACCUGAAGAGAAUAAGGUUAAAACUGCGCUUGGUAAUGAAAUCCCACAAUGCAAUUGUUUCCCAACUGGUAAUCAACCGCCGGAGCCAGGGACGUAUUAUACUCAUCUAGGGUGUUCGAGUAAUUUGGUUAAUCUGCGGAAGGAUUUAGAGACGCGCACGGGUGUUACCGGUAAAGCUAUCCGCAUUGAAAAGAUUAAAUACACUGGGAAGGAAGGAAAGUCUGCGCAGGGAUGUCCUAUCGCCAAAUGGAUUAUUCGACGUUCUGAUUAUCAAGAAAAGUAUCUUAUCAUUGUGAAACACCGUCAAGGUCACUUUUGCUUCUCUGCAUUCAUUGUCGUUUGCAUUGUGGCUUGGGAAGGCAUCCGACAGAAGCAAGCCGAUGAUUUAUACUCGCUCCUCACCGAAAAGCUCAAUAAAUUCGGUAUUCCGACCACGCGCCGAUGCGGGACGAAUGAACAGAGGAACUGCGCAUGUCAGGGACUGCAUCCGGAGACGAGUGGCGCAAGUUACUCGUUCGGAUGCUCGUGGAGCAUGUAUUACAAUGGAUGUAAAUUCGCCCGUUCGAAAUGCGUGAGGAAGUUUCGGCUAUCCUCGCAGAAUGAAGAGAAAUGCAUGGAGGAGAAACUGCAGGCGAUGGCGACGUGUCUGGUUCCGCUGUAUAAAAGUCUCGCGCCGAUCGCGUAUAAGAACCAAUGCGAGAACGAAAUGAGUGACAUGGAAUGUCGGCUGGGUGAUAAGUCAAUUGGGCGGCCAUUUUCCGGCGUCACUGCAUGCCUGGACUUUUGUUCGCAUUCGCACAAGGAUACUCACAAUAUGAACGAUGGUUGUACGGUGGUUGUUUCUCUUAUGAAGGAGAGAGUGCUGGGGAAACCGAAACAUGAUGAGCAAUUGCAUGUUUUACCGUUGUAUACGGUGGAUACGACUGAUGAGUUUGGCGCUAGUCAAAAGCACAAUAGGAGUAUUGAAGUUCUUAAAAGUUAUAAAUGUGAGGUGCGUGUGCGCACAGUACCAUUACAAUCCUGCCGCCGCAGUAAAAAGAAAAAGAGUGCCGCCGCAGAGUCUUCUGAGUCGUCCGAGACGAUUUCCUCCUCCCCCAAGAAACGAUCUUCCAGCAAAGAAGCAGGUGGUAGCAGUAAGCCAAGCUCAACCAACGUCGAGCUGCAAAAUAAUCAAAUCACCAGCACCGUCAACAAUAACAAACAAUCGCAUGCGGCUCUCGACCGAUAUCAUCACCGACACGAACCGCCAGUAUUAGACAAUUGGAGCAAUCCGCGCACUGCCUUUAACGUAACAUAUCCGGUCAUGACGCCGUACUCGUACACACCAACGCAGUAUAAUCUACCCGCAGCAAGCAUGCCGUAUCACCACUACGCCGUUAAUCAGAAAGUACAAGAUAGCAACUCAGGUUCAACAACUAGCACAAGUAAUCAUCAACUCGUUAUCGAUUAUGAUCAACAUCGUAUGCCUAUGCAACCCUUCCGCACGCCAUAUUAUCAUGCGCCGCCACGGCACCAUCUCAAUGAUUACAAUUGUAGUUACCCCGUCGGUUUUAAUCCGCCGAGUCCGUAUGAUUAUCAGCGGACGGUUUUGCCCCCCUUGCCUAGUUUGAAUUGGAGUCAUCAUGCGCAUACGCCAUCUUUCUCGGGUGUCAAUCAUCAUCAUACGCAUGCGCAUCACGGCAUGUUGUCAUCGUUGUCGCCUUUUCAAAUGCAUUCGCCUAGUCUGCCGGGUUUGGGUUUACCACCGGCAAUUAUGCCACCACAAGCGCCAUCUGCAGAAAUUGUAGAUGUAAAAAUACCCAAACCCGCAAUCGGUACGGUGAAAGAAACAACGGAAAAUUUAGAAGCGUUUAAAGAUUCCACCAUUGGUGGCUUGGCGAUAGCGUUGAGUCAUGGCAGCGUGCUGUUCGAAUGUGCCAAAUACGAGUUUCACGCAACGACAGCCCUCAAAUGUCCCAAUCGCUUGAGCCCGACGCGAAUUAGUCUCGUUUUCUAUCAGCAUCGUAACCUAAACAAACCCAAACACGGUUGGGAUGCGUAUGAGGAGAAGAUGCGCCUGCGCAAGAUGGGCGUCAGCGUGAGUCCGGUUGUCGUGAGCAAUUCGGUGGAUGUGUCGACGUCGUUGGACGCGCCAUCGACGGAAUCACUCCUGCAUCCGCUCUCGACGAUGACGUCGUUCCACACCUACGUCCCCAUGCAGAUGCAAAUGCCGAAUUUGUAUCAGAGUACAUUCGGGAUUUAAGUGUAUUUAAGCUCAACCCCACCGAAAACAAAACAUACCACAGUGAAAUGAAAACAAUUGCCAUUUUAUAAACGAGAAGAGAGAAAUAUUGAUAAAACUAAUGUAAUUCAUAUGUUAAUUAGACGAUUAGAGGUAUUAAUAAUAUGAUUGUGAACGUGAAUUAUGCAAGCGGUACACGAGUGGACAAAAAUAUUAUGAUAAUUAUAAAGAUUAAGAAAAGCAAAUUGGAGUAAACCGAAAACAAAGAUGAAAAGAAUAUUUAUGUAACUUUAACAAUAGUGCCUGUAUGAUGUGUAUGGAUCUCAAUGGUAUUUUAUUAUAUAAACAAAGUCAAAACGACAAAAGAGAAAAAAAUGAUAAACAUGAUAAUAUAUUAAAGAAGAAGAAGAUGAAAAGAUGAAAAAAACACAGUAAAUUUAUUUAAUGAAGAUAUAAAAAUGAAUAAUAACGUAUUAUAAAGAAAUGAAACAAGCAAAGACAGUACAAAGUUAGAAUUAUUCCACUAAUCAGUUAUACAACAAUUUUUCUUAAUCUUUAAACAAAAAAAAACAAAAAUUACACCUUAACAUAAGUAGCCAGUUAUCAUAUUAGAGAUGAGACAGUAAUUUUUAUACGACAUUGAAUGUGGGUGUUGCGUUGGGGAGGUUCUCUGGCAGCUUUUCUUUUCUUUCUUUUUUUGUGGGCCACAGUCAUUUAUUUAUCCAUCGGCCCAACGUUUGUACUUUAAAAAUGGUACCAGUGUGUCAUAAUGUCUUCGAAACGCCGCCAUUGCCAUACUUUAUACACAAUCAACUGUUGUUUGUUAUUUAAUUUAAUUCAUUUAUUUAAACGAAUGUCAUGUUUAUGAUUUGUACAAGUAGUUAACUUAUGAUUUUAUCAUAUUUACCAAUAUUUAUAGUUAAUUAAUUGCAUGCAACGUUCUCAAAGAAGAUCGGCGCAUGCGCGUCGAUUGUAAAUUAAUUUAUUCGUAUUCUUACUUUUUGGGUGUAUGUACAUUGUUUAUAUCACGAUUAUUUUAGGUUAAUAAGCCGAAAUUCGACUUGAAAUCUCAUUAGCGGUAUCAUUUUAUAGGUUAGACAUCGAUUUUUAGCGAUGAUUCUUUUCGGGCGUUGAGAAAAGCAACCAAACCAAACAAUAUAGACGUCUAACAAGAUCAUAUAUUAUGAUGAUAUUUAUUACCAUAUUUUAUUUCUAAUUUAUUCGACUUUUAGUGUAGUAUUAUGAGAUAAUUUUAUUCUAAGCGAUAAGUAACGUAGUUGUGAGGAACCAAAACGAAACCAAAAAGAAAACAAGCAAAACAAAACAAAACAAACAAACUCUUUUUAUACAAAUACGCAAGAUUUGUUUUCUUUGUAGAAAAAGAAAAGAAAACAAUACACAAUAAGAAGAUGACAUUUUAAAAGCAAUCAAUCGUAUCAAUAAAACUAAUAAUAUUUGUAUAAAAGUAUUUAAUAUAAAGAAGAGAAGGGAAAAACAAAUAUAAAUGAUAAGAACAUCAAAUUGUUACCAUUUGAAUAUGUUCCAAUUUCGUGCGUACAACAUUUCAAUCACAGGGUUCUUUUCAUGACAAAGAAACUGAACAUUUUAAGCAUUCCAACACUCUCUCAUUAAACAUAACCAAAAAAACAAAAAGCGUUAAUAAAAUUCAAGGAGGAAUCACUUAUGCCUUUAACAAAUAAGUUUGCCUUCUGUGUUUCUGCAUUGAGAAAAUUAUAAAAUGAAAAAGAAGAUGAGAAACAAAACGAAGACGUGAAUAUCUGUUGAACUAUUUGAUGAAUUCUAUUUUUAAUUAUCGAAUUGUAUUCAUGCGUAAUUAUCAUAAUAUUCCAAGAUUGCAGCAUACCAAUUGUUAAUCAUUCCGUAUGCGUAUAAAGUAAUAUAUUUUCAAAAUAUUUGUGUGAAUAUGUUUGAAAACAGUUGCAGACAUCCGGAUCAAAAUUCUGUAUAAAAUUCGAUCACCGACUUGCAUUUUACUGUAGUCGUUUAGUCUGUAGUAGUUUCAUGAUGAACGAUGCGUUUGAUUGUUUUAUUUUGAUGGAUGAGAUUGCGAUUUGUAGCGCUUGACGUGAAUGCGGUGUGUGAAUGGGAGACAUUUCGAUUUUGCGUGCGAUUUUGUGAAGAUAAUUACAGUAGUAGCGAGUUUCGUACGAUAACGAUACGUACUUAUCAUACAACAUUGUAUAAAUACCUAUAUUUAUGAAUAAUAAUUAAUCAGUGUAUUUGAGGAUGAGCGAAAUAAAAGCAUUGAAUACACCGA